AUGGCUCCCCCUGGAAACGGCGAAUAUAUCAACCCCUAUGCCGACCCAACCCCACACGGCGAUGUCCAGGGCUAUCAUCAGAAUCCUCCUUCCUCUUAUUAUGCCCCUUGCCCUCAAUUUCCACCGCAUUGGCAUGACGAGGAAGUUAUGGAUCCUUCACAGGACCCGUAUACAACCAUGAGCGGGAAUUUUUACCAGAACGAUCCCGGAUGUUAUCCUUCGGAAUGGCCCUACGCUUAUGAAAGGGGGGAGGAGGGGGGUUAUUUCACUGAGGAAUGGCAGGGCUACACGGAAGUAGGGCCUUCCGGGGUGGAGGCCGAGGCGUAUGAGGGCGAACGAGGCGGGGUGGAGCGGCUUUCGUCGACGGCGGCAAAUGCGGAUCGUGGUGAUGCUUCCCUUUCCGGGCCGGGAAGUGGGGUGGCGACUUUGUAUCCGGGCCGAGGGGUCGACAGCAUCCUCGCGGCGCCUACGCCGACGUCGUCGGCAUCGCCGCCGCGACCCCCUGGCUUGCAUUAUCCCCCUCAUUCCGCCUCACAGCCGCGAAAAUCUUCAUUUCACUACGCCGAGGUAGAUGCCUCGACGCAAAAGGCGCGAGGUGGCAAUAAUAUCGCGGGACCAAAAGCUCUAAAAACGACAGCGCGGGCUCCGGGGUCGAGGGGGGGAAUGUUAACCCCAUCGGUCAAUCAAUCCUACGCAUCUCAUCACGAACGGGAGGGGAAUUCCUCACGGCAUGGGGUGGAAUCGUCUUCAGGGGGGGGGUCCGGCUCCACAAAUGCGCCUUCUCCGCCAAUUUUUUCGAUCACCGCCGGGGCGCCGCUCCUUCGCGUUCCGACGGAUUUGCCUGUGUCGAUCACGAGCUUGCUCGACCUCAUCGCGAGCUUUGUCAUCCAAGGGGGGCCGACCUUUGAGGAGGAGCUCCUUUUUCGCGAGCGGAGUAAUCCACAUUUUGAUUUUUUGCGUGCCCCGUGGAAUGAUCCUCGAGUGCUUUAUUACCGUUGGCGUUUGUACUCGCUUUUGCAGGGGGAUACUAUGCUGGAGUGGCGCGCGGAGCCCUUUCAGAUGGAGCGGAGUGGAUCCAAGGCGUAUGCGUGGGUGCCUCCCCCCGCGAUCGCGGCGGGGCCAGGGUGUCUGUUGAAGGCCUUCGGAUCGUCACCGAGGGAUCCCCAGGGCGGAUCGCAAACGACAUCGCCGGAUUCACGCCCAUCGCGUGAAGUUGACGGCGAAAAAGGACGCGAAAGGGCCUCUGAAUUACCUCCUCCAUCGGCGACGUGGCUUUCCCGACAGACCGUCCGUGAGGGGCGCGUGUUCGUCACGCUAUCUGAGGCGGACGAAAAAAAAUGGCAGGCAAUGCUAAACAUCGAAACCUUGCUCCCCCCCGAGGUCGUGGACGUUAUGAAGAAUCCAAAAGAGAAUUAUUUCUCUCCCUCCCAUUCCACGCCGCUUGAAAGCACAUUGCCGCCAUUCCUUAAACGUGCAAAAACGGAUCCCAGCCCGGAAGCCUCAGCUCAUUUGGUAGGCAUUGUGGAGUCCAUUCAACAUUCGUUGUUAAACAGCGACGUCAUCGCCGAACGGAUGAUCUUUGCAGUGGAGCAUAACCAUGCGGCCUUGCACACUUGGAGUAUUCUUCUCGAUGCGGUGGUAAAACUUGCCUACGAAUGCGCGGGGGAGGCCCAGAAAGAAAGGUCUUUAUCGACCGAUCGUGCAUUGGAGAGAGAUAAAGUCGAAGGGGAAACCGCGAGUCCCAAUCUGAGGGCGGGUGAGGGCCCACACGAACUUCCUUCCGGCGAUGCCGACCAUGCGAUACGUAUGCAUAUCAUGUGUUUUCAAUUGUUAUUUUACCUAUUUAUUGUGCACGAUACAAUCCAAAACGCAAACGCGGAGGCCUUGACCGAUGAUGAGGCUGUCGAAUAUGCUGGCUAUCCCAAUAAUCCCCUCGACCCUUUUCAGGGUGUGCGCGUUUGCGGUCGCGGGGAAUCGGAUGCGAAGGAAACGGAAUCCCAUCCGGAAACGGGGGUUGGGGGCGCUUGCGGCUUUUCUUCUUCUUUAAUGUCUGGUCCUUCCGCUCUACCGCACAGUUCAACCCCACUUUCCAUUCCAUCAAACGCCAAAUUAUCAUCUGCAACCCCAUCCUCAUCCCAUGCUUUACUGCAGGAAGUGGAGGCGAUUCUCCCGACGCUCAUCGAGGCGGCGCUUUUGGUUUCUUUAACAGCGCUCCAUUAUUUUAGCAACCGAUUAGAAAGGAAAAAAGGCCUUGAGACACCACCAAAGAGCAAAACCAACGAUAAUGGGGAGAGUUAUGAGGCGAAUCAUAAAAAAUCAAACAAUUAUCAAAAUAGAAUGCACGGAAAGACCUUGGAAACUGGGUUGAAUGUUAAGCCGGAGGAGUUUGAUGCGGUCACGACGUACUUCCCGCACAUGGCCACCAUCCUGGCGAUGUCGACGACUCAGGGCGGGACUUCCCACAAAAUCCCCGGCGGCUCUUCCCCACGCCCUGCACUUCAUGAGGAAAAUCUGCGUGUGAGUUUAAUAUUUCCUGGUAAGAUUGGGGAUUCUAUGCCUACUGGCGAACAAGCGACCUCUGAGGAGCAGACGAACGAACCCCAACUCGAGAAGGCGGAUGAUAUCGUCAACAGCCCUGCUGAGGGAGAGGCGAUGGAUGACGCCGCGGGGGUGGUGCGCGCGCGUUUACUUCUCGUGUGGCUCCGCCAGCUUUUGUGUUGGUGGAUGCGGUAUACGCCAGAUACUUUUUGGUUUGACAAGAGCGAUGGCGAGGCGGCGGCGUGGGGUUAUCCCAAAUGUGAGGGAAAUCCGUCAGACGGCGCUCCCAACGCGGAGAAAAUGUCCGUAGUGCUCGAUACGACGGUUCUGCCGACGCCCAAUAGCGUAAUUCGUGGACGAACUGCUACUUUAUUGACUGAGCGAUAUGGGUUCCUUCUCAACAAUGCCUACUUGUGA
Messenger RNA from Phytomonas sp. Hart1, 2955 nucleotides. NCBI's taxonomy places the organism in Eukaryota, Euglenozoa, Kinetoplastea, Trypanosomatida, Trypanosomatidae. The record is from the annotation of a GenBank genome assembly.